GAAAUUAUUACCGCGCAACGGCAACACUGGCGGAAGUUAGCUUAUUCAUAAUAAGCUGGUCGUGUAGUGAGCUACUAAAAACAAUCGAUAAUAACGUAAUUGGAAAUAAAUUAUUAAUAGAAUAUAUAAAAGCUAUUUUUGGAAACCAAUUUAUAAUCAAUGAAAUACGCCGCCCACUCCAUUGGAAUUUCGAAAACAAUGUUUUACAAAGAAAAUAAAACUUGGCCUUGCGAAUGAAUCCAACCUUUGUUUUCUCUCCAUACAUACACACAAUACAGUCGUAAUUAUCAUAUGGAGCACAACAGCUUUGCAGACAAAAGACUUUCGAACAUCACCAACCCUCUUUGACGCAUUUGUUUUCUUAAUUGUAGUAAUUAGUGAGAGUGCAAUGACGUUAAAUUGAUCUCAGACCAAUUAGAAUUUUCCACCAGCGCACCAACUUACAAAGUUUAUACGGAGUAAUUUAAAAGAAAUCAGUAAAUUAAGAAGCAUAAAGAUGCCCUCACUACGUCAAAAGGUCACAACAUAUUUCCGUCAAUUAAGUUUUAUUGCUGAGCCACGCGAUAGCCCAAGAGGAGUGCGUAAAACUUCAGAUGAUGAUGGAAAUUUCAUUGUUAAAUAUUUAGAAGGACGCAUGGAACGUCAGUUUGUUCCUGGUCCUCAAAUUUCAAAUGGACAAAAUCCAACUGACUUGCCUGACCUGAAAAUUGGUGUCUAUUCGACUGGUCCCACCACUAUAACUGCCGCCUGUACAGGUCCUGAUGAGGGCCUUACUGGUAUCAAGCGCUCAAAAUUGCAUUUAAGUGCAAGUUAUGCAGACGAUAUAGAUUUCAUUGAUACUACUCAGGAAAAUGACUGCUUCGAGGUACGCAAAAGCAUCACCACGAAUAACCGAAAUCAAAAUAAAUUCAAUCGUUAUGGUGGUACGCCACGUAAAUUAAGUAACAGUGCCAUCACUACAAACAGCGAUCAAAAUGCAAAUAAGCCAGCGGGAAUGCGUUCACGCAAAAACUCUCGUACUAGUAUCGGAAAUGCAAAUAAAAUUACGAGCAACACACAUUCGGAAAACAUACCCAGCGAUGUAAACACGUCAAAGGUGUGUGAGACCACACCGAAACCAACAUUGACUAAUGCGGAUAGCAAAAAAACUACAGAAAAUGCAAACAAGUCCACAACAAUUGUAGUGAGCUUAGUGAGCACCAAAUUUACCACUAAUGAUGCAGCAAAUGAUCAAAACAACAAGAACAUAUUAAAUUCGUCUUUGACAGAUGGUAUAACAAAAGCGAAGGCAUUAACAACAACUGCAGAUAUUAAGGAUUCCAAAGAAAAUGAUACCAAGAAUACUUCCACAGAAGUUGGUAAUACCACAAAGGUAGUAUUAGAUAAUACGACAGAACGUUUACUUCGUGAAGCGGUUUCCAAUCAAAGUGAAGUGACUAGUUGCAAGGAAAUCAAUAACUUUAUGGGCGAUGCUAUUGCUGGCGUAUCUGACUGGCAUAUGGAAACUGAUUAUGCUUAUGGAAUUUCCGUGUCCCUGUAUGAAAACAACAUGUUAACAAAAGAGCCGAUGGGCAGCCCUAUAGCUGAUUGCUAUGGCAUAGUUGUGCGGGGCGAUGCAGCAGCCAUGGCACUUGCUGAUGGCGUUAAUUGGGGUGAUGGUGCACGCCUGGCAGCUCGCUCAGCUGUGCAUGGUUGCCUCGACUAUUUGGAUCGUGCUAUUUUCGGGCUCGCACGCGAGUGUAUGGCAACAGCCACCACGGAAGUAUUUGUAAGUCUUCUUCGUAGUUUAUGGGAAGGACACGGCUGCAUUCUCGAAGUGGGUGGUUCAUUAAGUACGCUAACAAUAGCCGUGAUACUACCACUAGCUGAUGAUGGUAAAUACGUUGUAUGCGCAUGCAAUGUUGGUGACUCAUUGGGUUAUAUAUAUUCGAAAAAAUAUGGCGUCCGCGAAUUUACACAAGCAUCACAUGAUAUAACGUCAAUGCGCGACAUGCGCGACGCAUUGGGCGCACUUGGUCCAGCCGAUGGCAAUAAACCUGAACUUGGCAAUUUAACACUAUCUAUGACGGUUAUUGAGAAGGGUGAUAUUGUAUUCUUAACAUCAGACGGUAUUAGCGACAAUUUCGAUCCAGUUGUGGGAAAAUUUGCUGAAGCUUGGACGCCAGAUGUAAAACUUAUGCCAAGCACUUCAGCACAAGGACAACAUCAUUUGGCACCAAAAAGACAAAAUAAAAGUGCUUCUUCUAUCUAUGCACGUCUACAUCAUGGACAUCACAAUCAAACUAGGAGCGAGACUGAAUCACUGCCAACAUCACCAGCUAAUGCACCAACGCGACCACCACGCACCAAAAAAUCACCAUCUCCGGAAGUAGUCAAUGUAAGUACGGCACCGAGUGCACCAAGUCGACCCAAAUAUAUGCGUUCGCAUACUGUGAUUGAACCAAGACGUCUUUCCACGGCUGGACCCACUACCGGGAGACAGCAGCAUAUUGCUCCCACCAUUUUACCAAAGAUACCAAAAUCAAUUUCGGGCCUUCCUUUAGUGACUGGACCACAAAGGCAUGCGCUCACACUCUACCGCCUAGAGGAUCUGCUGAGCUUUGGUAUAAAUGGCACAUUUUCGCCCUGUACAUCUGCUCGUCGACUGUGCCAUUUAUUAAUUGAUUUUGCUCGUAUGAUCACAUCGGCCCGUCGGAAGACACUGGAACAACGUGAACUAUUUUACAAGUUAGCAACGGGCCCGGAUGGCAUUAAACGUGAAGUCGAACUCAAUCGUAUGCAGCAUCGUGCGGCACGAAAACGUGUUGUAGACAGUAGUGCAUUCUCCGCUCUGCCGGGGAAGUUGGAUCAUGCUACCGUAGUGGCUUAUACAGUAGGAAUUGGACGCAAUAGUAGUACUCAUGAAGAUGACAGUAGCAAAAGUGAGCAAAUGAACGCUUCUACUUCAACUGCUGCUGCAGCCUUAUUGCAAUCAAAAAAUUUUAAUGAAACUAAUUUUUAAACAUUCUAUGAGAAUCACACAAUUUACCAUCACAAUAUACAUACAUAUAUA
Molecule: messenger RNA, 3052 nt
Organism: Zeugodacus cucurbitae (melon fly)
Lineage: Eukaryota; Metazoa; Arthropoda; Insecta; Diptera; Tephritidae
Product: PP2C-like domain-containing protein CG9801
Exons: 3
Coding region: 497-3001 (834 amino acids)
Source: RefSeq, a predicted model, not a curated record